AUAUCGAUGAGUGUGCCUUAAAGACCCACACCUGUUGGAAUGACUCAGCCUGUGUGAACCUGGCAGGAGGCUUUGACUGCCUUUGUCCAUCUGGACCAUCUUGCACUGGAGACUGUCCCCAUGAAGGUGGUUUCAAGAGGAACGGGCAGGUGUGGACCCUGAGAGAGGACAGAUGCUCUGUUUGUUCCUGCAAGGACGGGAGGAUUUUCUGCCGGAGGACAGCCUGUGACUGCAAGAACCCCAGUGCUGACCUCUUCUGCUGCCCGGAGUGCGACACUCGUGUCACCAGCCAGUGCCUCGACCAAACUGGGCACAAGCUCUACCGCAGCGGGGACAACUGGACCUACAGCUGCCAGCAGUGCCGCUGCCUGGAAGGGGAGGUGGAUUGUUGGCCUCUUCUGUGCCCAAAUCUGAACUGCGAGUACACAGCCAUCGCAGAAGGAGAGUGCUGUCCCCACUGUGUCAGUGACCCCUGUCUGGCUGACAACAUCACCUAUGACAUCAGGAAAACCUGUCCAGAUGGCUAUGGAAUCACAAGGCUUAGUGGCGCCGUAUGGACAAUGGUGGGAUCUCCUUGCACGACCUGCAAAUGCAAGAAUGGGAACGUUUGCUGCUCGGUGGAUUUAGAGUGUCUCAACAAUAACUGAUGUAGUCAGUCUGGACUGUGCUGAGGGAGGAAAACGAUGAAGUUAACACCUGAAAUGAAGUCGUAUGCGUCGGCGUUUUAUACAACAGACGAUUACCAAAGUCUCCACAUGAGGAAGAUGUUUGGGAGUUGCCUUUGGGACCUAUCACUAUGCUCAUCCUUGCUAGCCUUGUCUGGGUGACUUACAGUACAGCGCAUAUAAAUCAAUGGUUGCUAAAAGAUUUAAGUGUUGUAAAUGACACACUUUUCCUGUCAAGAAAUUUGCAAAUAUGUUUCAAUUAUUUCAUGGGUAAACUAAUGCUGUAUUUUUUUGUUUUGAUUUGUGUAUUGACAACAUGGAUAGAAUUCAGCUCUUCUUACUUUGAAUCUAGAUUUUACAAAUAAGACAACCUGUCGUGAUUUUGUCCCAUGAUAUCACAUACUUAGUUCCAAGGUCCCUGUUAGAUGUAUUUAUGAAAAUAUGUAUGUAUGUACAGUCAAAUUGCAUAGUACUUAUAUUUCACAGC
This is a messenger RNA of Acanthisitta chloris (rifleman), 1152 nucleotides long. Its product is annotated as protein kinase C-binding protein NELL1-like. The record is from RefSeq and is a predicted model, not a curated record. Gene Ontology annotation, molecular function: calcium ion binding; protein binding. The transcript is spliced from 4 exons. The annotation marks the transcript as partial. NCBI's taxonomy places the organism in Eukaryota, Metazoa, Chordata, Aves, Passeriformes, Acanthisittidae.